Messenger RNA from Mycena citricolor, 1309 nucleotides. The record is from the annotation of a GenBank genome assembly. Lineage: Eukaryota; Fungi; Basidiomycota; Agaricomycetes; Agaricales; Mycenaceae.
UUUUCGGAUGGGUAAGAACAUCAGUCAGAGUCACGUGCAGACGUUAUCUCAUCCACCCAUUCUCUCAUCGAAGAUUCAUCGAAUUUUUCGGACCUCCCUCCGCCCAUAUAUCCUAGGGUCGCUGUCGAUUCCCAUUUCCAGCCUUAACAGCCCCGAUUCACCAAAGCGAUAUCUAUCAAUAUCCACCAUGCCUGCCGGAGAGAAGAGCACUAAAAUGCACUCCAAAGUGGUCUGUCUGCACCACUUUGUAGUGGAGACGAUGAAUUUGACGCUGCUCGCCGGAUGAAUAGGUGAUCAUCGGUUCAGGUCCUGCAGGACACACCGCCGCCAUCUAUCUCGCGCGUGCCAACCUCAACCCCGUGUUGUUCGAAGGAUUCAUGGCGAACGGUUUCGCAGCGGGAGGGCAGCUGACGACCACGACCGACAUCGAGAACUUCCCCGGUUUCCCCAGUGGAAUCAUGGGCCCUGAGCUCAUGGACAAAUUCCGGGAUCAGUCUAUCCGAUUCGGCACGCAGAUUAUCACGGAGACUGUGUCGAAGAUCGACUUUUCGUCGCGACCCUUCCGGUACUGGAGGGAGAUGCAGGAAGACGAGGAGCCCGAGACAGCUGAGACGAUCAUCAUCGCCACGGGUGCCAGCGCGAAGCGUCUGGGACUCAAGGGCGAGGACCUCUACUGGCAGAGCGGGAUCAGUGCGUGUGCCGUAUGUGACGGCGCUGUGCCCAUUUUCCGCAACAAGCCUCUGGCGGUCAUUGGUGGGGGCGACUCGGCCGCGGAGGAGGCCACCUACCUGACGAAGUACGGCUCGCACGUCUACGUUCUUGUUCGAAAAGCCGAGUUGCGGGCUUCGAAGAUCAUGGCCAAGCGUUUGUUGAACAACCCGAAGAUCACUGUUCUCUGGAACACAGUCGCGACUGAAUGUGUUGGGGACGGUGAUCUCCUGCAAAGCCUGCGGAUCAAGGACGUCGUCUCGGGCGAGGAGAAGACGCUGCCCGUGAACGGAUUGUUCUACGCAAUUGGCCACGAACCUGCGACCGACCUGGUCCGCAACCAGCUGCAGACCGAUACCGACGGGUACAUCGUCACCGUACCAGGAACGACGCAGACCUCCGUCAAGGGCGUCUUUGCGGCCGGUGAUGUCCAGGACAAGAGGUACCGGCAGGCUAUCACCAGUGCUGGCAGUGGUUGCAUGGCAGCCCUGGAGGCUGAGCGCCUCAUCGCUGAGGAAGAGGAGCUCGGUGUUGCCGAGGCGUAGAUAUAGAGGAAUUCUUGUAAAUUUAAACGAAAUAAAUUCGGCCCCAUUCAAACUCA